Messenger RNA from Cavia porcellus (domestic guinea pig), 2864 nucleotides. It is a transcript of the gene Mindy4, whose product is annotated as MINDY lysine 48 deubiquitinase 4. The record is from RefSeq and is a predicted model, not a curated record. NCBI's taxonomy places the organism in Eukaryota, Metazoa, Chordata, Mammalia, Rodentia, Caviidae. Gene Ontology annotation, molecular function: cysteine-type deubiquitinase activity; K48-linked deubiquitinase activity. The coding region runs from base 139 to 2478 and encodes 779 amino acids. The transcript has 19 exons. Gene Ontology annotation, biological process: protein K48-linked deubiquitination.
UGCGGGCUCCCAGGGAAGGGGAGGAGCUCUCACUGGCUCAGAUGCCAUCGUCACCACGGCAACACGGCCAUACUGGGCCCAACGGACUGUGGGGCCUGGGGCUGUGACCCUGGUGGCCUCGUGGACAGAGCCGGCAGCAUGGAUAGCCUCUUUGUGGAGGAGGUGGCUGCCUCCCUGGUUAGGGAGUUCCUCAGCAGAAAGGGUCUAAAGAAGACAUGUGUGACCAUGGACCAGGAACGCCCCCGCUCUAACCUCAGCAUAAACAGCAGAACUGAUCUCCGAAAGGUUUUACAUCUUGAGCUUCUCUACAGGGAGAAUAAGGCAAAAGAAAAUCCUCUAAAAACAAGCCUUGAACUCAUCACUAGAUACUUUUUGGAUAACUCUGGAAAUGUGGAUAAAAAUUUAAACCAUGAAACUUCAAUCCCUGCACUCUCAGUUCCAAAGAAAACUAACAAAUUGCCAGUGAAAUGUUCAGAGACCACGCUGGUGAAUAUAUAUGACCUUUCAGAUGAAGAUGCAGGAUGGAAAACGUUACUGGCAGAAACGAGCAAGACCAGACAAGACAGUCUUGAUGGGGAUAUAAAUUUGUCAUGCAAAAGUCCCCCACACAAGAGUAAACCUGUGCACAUGGUAUCAGAUGAAAGCACCCCUUUGGCAUCUGCGUGGGCGAAGAUGGACAAGCUUCACUUGCUGGAUCCUUGCACUGAUGUGAAGAGGACAGGAGAGAAGACCAGGCCCAAGUCUGGCCUGAUUGUCCGAGGCAUGAUGACUGGACCUACGGCCAGUUCCUCACAGGUUUCUUUCUCCAAACGCUCUCUGAGACGGUCUCUGACCUUAAACAGCAAAACAGAACCCCAGGAGGAGGACAGCCGCAUGGUGCCUGACCUCUCAGGUGGCACCCAAGCACAUCUAGCCCCUCAGGAGGUCCCUGCUUCCAACAGUGGCUCCAUCUCCAGGAACCCCCUGAGCCAGCUUAGAGAACCACCCAAGGAAAAGCCAACAACCACCCCAGACAGCUCUUCCCACCUGUCCAGCAAAGGGCUGUCCCCACGAGACAGAGCGCCAUCCAGAGGUCUUUCAGAGAACGAGCCAGUGGUGGAUGGCCACACCGAGGCUGAGAAGAUGCCCUCAAAAUUGUACUUGCCUGGCGGGAAUCCCAGGUUGACCCAGGAGAGACUGGAAAGAGCAUUCAAACGUCAGGGCAGCCAGCCCUCGCCUCUCAGGAGUCCUCCAGGCAGAGAGCGAAGCCUGCUAGAUAACCCUGCAAUGGAUGCCGGGAAGAGUCAGUUGCCAGCGUCCAGCAAGGUGGAUGAUGAGCUGGAUGCCCUUCAGCUUGAGGACGUGGAGGAUGAGUUGAUAAGGGAAGACGUCAUCCUGGCCCCAGCCCCAUCAAUGCUCAAGCUGCAGAUAGUGUCAAAGCCCAUUGACCUCUCAGCAGCCAAGGAAAUCAAGACACUUCUGUUUGGUUCUACCUAUUGCUGCUUCAAUGAGGAAUGGAAACGUCAGAGCUUUUCCUUUAGUGACACAGCCUCCUUAAGAUAUGGCAUCGUUCAGAACAAGGGUGGCCCCUGUGGGGUGCUGGCGGCCGUCCAAAGUUGUGUGCUGCAGAAGCUCCUGUUUGGAGGGGAGAGUGGAGCCGACCGUGCUGUGCAGCUGCAGCCUUCAGAUGCUCUUCGCACCCGCUGCCUGGCCCUGGCCAUCGCAGAUAUCCUCUGGCGGGCUGGGAGGCGAAAGCGAGCUGUGAUCACCCUGGCUUCUGGAGAACAGCAGUUCAGCCCAACGGGGAAAUACAAAGCAGAUGGAGUCUUAGAAACACUCAUGCUCCACAGUGUAUCCUGCUAUGAGGAGCUGGUGACUUUUCUCCAACAUACUGUGCAUCAGUUUGAAGUGGGCCCCUACGGAUGCAUCCUGCUCACCCUGUCUGCCAUCCUGUCCAGGUCCUGGGAGCUGAUCCGCCAGGACUUCGAUGUCCCCACUAGCCACCUGAUUGGAGCACAUGGAUACUGCACACAGGAACUUGUCAAUCUGCUGCUGACCGGGAGAGCCGUAUCUAAUGUUUUCAACGACGUGGUGGAGCUGGAUUCUGGGAAUGGAAACAUCACACUCCUCCGAGGCAUUGCUGCCCGCAGUGACAUUGGCUUCUUAUCUCUCUUUGAGCACUACAAUGUAUGCCAGGUUGGCUGCUUCCUGAAGACCCCGAGGUACCCCAUCUGGGUGGUAUGCAGUGAGAGCCACUUCAGCGUCCUCUUCAGCCUGCAGCCUGAGCUCCUGUCUGACUGGAGGGCCGAGCGGCUCUUCGACCUGUACUACUAUGAUGGCCUGGCCAACCAGCAGGAGCAGAUCCGACUGACCAUCGACACCACACAGACCGUCCCUGAGGACAGCAGCGAGGGCCUUGUGCCUCCUCUGGAGCUCUGCAUCAGAACCAAGUGGAAGGGGGCUUCUGUGGACUGGAAUGGCUCAGAUCCCAUCCUGUGACCCUGGAUGCAGCUAAGGUUAUGGCUCUGCUGCUCAUCCCUGGGGUGACCCUUGAACCUCAGGCCUUUGGGAGAAGUCUCUAAGAAGAUGUCACCCUUACCUCCACAUCUCUAAGAAGAUGUCACUGCAACAAAUGAGCAGAACCUCCCUGCUCCUCCCAUGUAAGGCCACCACGGCUGAGCAGGGGUCCUGAGUGCAGUUGCAUUGCCUUUCCAUUGACCCUGACUGCCAAGGAUGGGAAGGAGGCCACCAGGACUCUUCUACUUCGUUUGCAUCCCUCGUUUGUUCCCUGUCCCAACCUAGGUCUCUGAUAUGGUUGACCCUAGAGACCCAAGGCACUGGGUAUUUCUAGUAGUCCAUUUUCUAUAAAGCAAGAGUAAAACUUA